Messenger RNA from Lates calcarifer (barramundi perch), 2378 nucleotides. It is a transcript of the gene zpld1a, whose product is annotated as zona pellucida-like domain containing 1a. Gene Ontology annotation, cellular component: cell surface. Lineage: Eukaryota; Metazoa; Chordata; Actinopteri; Centropomidae. The transcript is spliced from 10 exons. The coding region runs from base 1 to 1251 and encodes 416 amino acids. The record is from RefSeq and is a predicted model, not a curated record.
AUGGAACAUAUAUAUUUGAUUCUUUUACUGUUAAGCACAGUGUUAUCAGCUGGAGCUCAGUUCAAUGGAUACAAUUGUGAUGCAAACUUUCACAGCCGCUUUCCCGCGGAGAGGGACAUCAGUGUGUACUGUGGGGUGCAGACCAUCACCCUCAAAAUCAACUUUUGCCCUGUUCUCUUCUCUGGCUACACUGACACUGACCUGGCCCUCAAUGGUCGCCAUGGAGAUGCCCACUGCCGCGGAUUCAUCAAUAACAACACCUUUCCCACUGUUGUAAUCUUUAGUAUCAGCCUGGCAUCACUUGAGUCCUGUGGGAAUUCCCUGGUGGUCUCCACGGCUCAAGGACCCAAUGCUUACGGUAACAUGUCACUGGUGCAGAUUGGGAACAUAUCAGGGUAUAUUGACACGCCUGACCCCCCAACCAUCAUCAGCUACCUGCCAGGUCUGCUGUACAAGUUCAGCUGCAGUUACCCGCUGGAAUACCUGGUCAACAACACACAGCUUGCCUCGUCAGCAGCUGCAAUCUCAGUGAAGGACAGCAAUGGUACUUUCAUCAGCACACUGAACCUCCUGCUUUAUAACGACUCCUCGUAUAUUCAGCAGCUGUCCAUCCCUAUGGCAGGACUGACCCUGAAGACACGGGUGUUUGCAGCUGUAAAAGCCACUAACCUGGACAGGAGAUGGAAUGUUCUAAUGGACUACUGUUACACCACGCCCUCUGGAAAUCCUAAUGAUGACCUCCGCUAUGAUCUUUUCUUUAGCUGUGAAAAAGACCCCCAGACCACUGUCUUCGAGAAUGGGAAGAGCCAAAUGGGCCGCUUUGCCUUUGAAGUAUUCCGAUUUGUAAAGCACAAAAACCAGAAGAUGUCCACUGUUUUCCUGCACUGUGUCACCAAGCUCUGUCGAGCGGAUGACUGUCCGAUGCUCAUGCCAAUCUGCGGAAGCAGGAAAAAGAGAGACGUCUCAGAGGGAAAAAAAACAAACAAAGCAUCUGGAAAUGCUGUCCUGACUGCCGGGCCUAUCAUCACUCGGAUUGAUGAAACACCAACCAACAACUCUCAACUGGGUAAGCCUUCAUAUUUUGUCACUCCAGUGUUUCAGAUGAACACAGUGACAAGCGCACUCAUCUCAGGCGUGAUCAUCUUGGGCAUCAUGAGCGUUUGUUUCUUCAUCUUCUCCCUAACUCUCCUCAAAGGCAAGAGUGCUCCUGUAGGCACCCUGUCUGGAAUCCGCAACCCAGCUUUCAACUAAGUACCAGAACUCAACUCACUGCAGACACUGCAUCAAUGUUAUAAGCGAGAGGAAAACAACAGAUGUGACACAAUGUUUGUGCAUGUAGUCAUUUUACAGAAGAAUAAAGCUAAGUGUGAUUUAGAUAACUGUUAACAGAUCUGUACAAUGAGCAUUAGUGUAGAAGUAAAGCAGGAUUUUUUUAUAUGUUGUUUUGUGCUUGGUGUUUCAACCAUGUGGCAGGUCUGGCCUCAGCCUGCAUGUGAUCAUUCGGCAUGCAGCUUUAACACAGACAGUGGAGACACUUUUAAUUCAAUACCUCUGCUGUAUAGCUUUCAGUUGCAGGUAAAGGAUUAAUUACAAAGCUCACAGAUUAUCACAUUAUGACAUUCUGUAAUCUGCUGGUAAAAGCACUUCCUGCUCAGAGGCUGAAAUACAAGAACACCUAUAACUUAAGAGCAUGAGAAUGAAUUUGACUGUAUGAAAUUGAAAGUUAAAACUGUGGUUAAGUGAGCCAACAGAAAGCCUCAGGGUUGGAUGUUAAGCUUAAAUUCUUGAAAUAAAAUCUAAGAGUAUAUUGAUAUAAUAAUUGGAAUAUUGAAUUUUUGAUUCAUUAACAUUGCUACAUUCUAGGGUAGUAGUUUUAUGACCCAUCAAUUGAAGAGGUCUGUUCCACAUAAAUAUCUAAUUCACUCACUCACAUCAAAUAUUCUAUGCAAUGUGGAGGCCAAAAAAAACCCAUUUUCAGUCUACACAUUCUCACUCCUAACUCAUCACAUUAGGGUGCUUGGUCAGCAACCCUUAGAGUCAUUUUUCAAUGUGUAGGGUACACUACAGCAUUAUUGAUAGUUUUUAUGGUUAUGUUUAAGCACUCACAGCACUUGGUUAAGGUUAAGGGAAAAUUGUGGUGUGGUUUAAUACAGAAAAAAUUCACAGUGACUUAAACCAUAAAGCAGUCUCACCCUGUAUAAGUGUUGCAGUUUGCUUGAUUCGUGUCAUUCAAACAAAACAUUGGCAGUCUAUCUGACCACCCUACAUGUUGAAAAAUCAUGCUAAAUGGGCAUCAAGGGCCUUAAAAUGUGAUGGCAAGAGGUCCUGACCAACAAUCUGUAUGUGAUGAGUUGGAAGUGAGACUGUGUUUGUUUGUU